Cotesia glomerata is the source of this 1622-nucleotide messenger RNA. RefSeq lists its product as uncharacterized. Gene Ontology annotation, molecular function: sequence-specific DNA binding. Bases 138 to 1601 code for a protein of 487 amino acids. The transcript has 3 exons. The record is from RefSeq and is a predicted model, not a curated record. NCBI's taxonomy places the organism in Eukaryota, Metazoa, Arthropoda, Insecta, Hymenoptera, Braconidae.
AGUUAUUGGAUUCUUGAAUUUUUUGACUAAUAUUUGUGUUGUGAUUAGAAUUAGAAGUUAUACUUUUUUUUUAAUAUUAGAUAAUUUAAAAUAGAAAAAUUACUUUGCAUAAAUAAAUAUUAAGAAGAAAUAAUAAAAUGAACCGGUGUUGUAUAAUUGAAUGUGAAAGCAAUAAACUGUCUCCAGAUAAAAAAAUAUUCUAUUUUAAAUUCCCAUUUGAAGAUCAAAAUUUACUUCAAAAAUGGAUUACUCAAAUAGGAAGAAAAGACUGGAUGCCAAAAGAAGAUGAUAAGUUAUGUGCAAUGCAUUUUUCUUCUCUAGAAAUUGAAACAGUAACUGGAAGCGAUCCGAAAUUAAAAGCUGGUGCUGUGCCGAUGAUAUUUCCAAGUUAUAAAAUCAUUCCGGAACUUCAAACUCCAUUAGUAAAUCAAAACAAUACAAAUAUGAAACUGAUAUCAUUUCAGGGUACAGCUCCAGUGAUUUUGACCUCUCAGCUCGUAAAACAACUGCCGGGAAUAAUUAGCGGGCAGAGGUACAGAAAAAUUCUGCCUAAAGUAGAUCAAAGCGCUGACUUACCGAAUCAAAUUCCGGUGUCAAUACAAAGUACUCCAAAUGUUACAAAUCCUUGUUUAAUUUUAAUUCCUUUCGACAACAAUACUCCAGUGGCUAAUAACAGUCCUGUCGUUGCGAAUAAUGUAGCGUCAAAUAUUGUAGAGUCAGAUAAGAAGAAACUGACACUCAGAAUUCAAGUCGACAGACAUUAUACCAAGGAGCAAUAUAUAUCAGAAUUCGCGCAGGAUAAAAGUGAAAGCGGAGCAAAAAAUGAAGAAACAGACCAAGAAGAAGUCGUGAUUGAUAAUGUUGCCUUAAACAGACGCGUUACUUUUAGUUUAGACCCUAUAACAGGUGAAUUGAAAGUUUCUAAAUGUGCAAUUUCUUCAGAAGCUGAAGAAGAACCUAAUGAAAGUUUAAAGAAUGAAAAUACCAAAAUUUUGAAUGAUGAAAUAAAACUUACUCCUUUGAAUAAUGGAUCGAAGACUGUUCCUGAAAAUACUCAUGUAAUUAAUGGUCUCAAACCUAUGAUUAAUGAUAAACCAUUAAGUCUAAACGACUUGAAAAAAAUUAGCAAUAAAUCAAGUCAAAGUACUAGUAGCCAAAAGAAAAUUACGACGGAAGCGGAUUUACAAAAAAGAUACACAGAAGCUCAGAAAAAUUUCAAUAUGCUGCGCCGACGAGUUAGAAUCCUUCGACAGACGCGAAAACGAGAGAUUGAUCAAGUGGAGAAGCUGCAGAGUCAACUUAAUCAUCUUAAGUCUGAUACAAGUCAAGCACUUGAUACCAAUAACGAAGAACUGGACAACAAAAGACUAAAAUCACUGCCCGAGAAUGAAAGCAUGCUAAAUAAUGAAGUAUUAAUUAUAAAAUUACCGCAUCAACCCCCUCAAACUUCCACUGAUGAGGCUAUUUCGAGGUCCAAUAAGCCAAUUGUUAAAUGUAAUAACAAUAACAACGUUAGUCGAAGAAAAUCGAAUCCUGGAAUUUUAAACAACCGAGAAGCUGCCGAGAAAACUAUCUGUGGAGAAUUUAUGAAAAUAAAUUGAUCUUUGAUCUUCAGUUAAGUU